CGUGCCAAUGUAUUAAAAAGAAAACACGAAGAAAAACGGAGGUUUUUGGUUUUCUCGAGAAACCAAAAAGUUUCGAUUUUUUCUCUAUUUCUUCCUGACGAUUCUGAAAAAAAAAAUAAUCUCUGCCUCAUCUCUCAAUCAGAAUCACAGCAAUGACCUUCCUCUGAUCAUCACUCUAUCUCACAUUGUCGAAAGGAUUAGUCUUUACCAUCCUCCUCCUCGCACCCGAUCUCGAAUUUUUGGGCGUUUUGACCGAAUCGAAAGCGACGAGAGAGGAUGGCAAAAGUUUGGUUCUUUGUGGAGAAGGUGAGAAGAUGCAUGCGGACACUCUUCUUCAUAGUCGCAAUGCUCGCUUCGCUCCUAGUUUCUUCGCUGCCGUUGCUUGUAGCUAUAUGCGAUGUCCUGGUCCCCAGCUUCUUGCUCUCGAGCUUCACUUGCGUGACUUGCUACGGCGCCAAGGAGCAUCUGAUUCGUUACGGUUUCAAGAGAUCCUUGACUGACAUUCCUCUCGUCUCCGUCGCCAGAUCUUUCCUUUUCAUCUGUAUCUAUUCACUCUCGGAUGUUCCUGCCUUGUCUCACGGUCCUUACCUCGGAACUGUAUCUCUGUGCUCUGUAAUUUCGGUUCUGCUUCUUUCGGUUAAAGCUUGCCUUUUCACUGUGACUACUUCUCAGCUCAACACCGAAGCUGCUUCCUUCUCUCCGUCUAGGCACCACCACCGGCUUCACCUGAAGAAGUCGUGGGGGAUGCCGGUUCUAUUCCUCUCGUCUGUGGUGUUUGCGCUUGGUCAUACGGUUGUAGCUUACGUCACUAGCUGUAGAGCUAGGAGGAAGAUUUUGUAUCACAGAGUUGACCCUGAAGCUGUUCUUUCAUGUAAGAGCAUCUUCUCUGGCCACCAGAAAGUCCCACGGUCCCCGGUUCCUUUGGUUGGAAAGGCCUCCAAGUUCGAUGGAGAAGCAAGGCGAAAGCCUUUGUCCCACGAUGAAGGAGAGCUUCCAGUGAGUUUGCUUGCUGACACUGACAGUUUAUUCAUCAAAAUCCGAGGGCUCACUGUGCAUUACAAGCUUAGUGCACCUGGUUCACCACCAGGGCAGUGUAUCUCCCCUCCAAAUGUUCUUGAUGCGAACUCUAGUUACACCGCGCCGGAGACAAUGGCUGGAAGGUCCAAGUUUUUUGACAGGAAACUGUUGAGCAUGGCCGAGAAAAGCCAGCAGCGUCAUCAUCAUCAUCAUUACCACAGGAGCUACAGCAGCGUGUUUAACAAUUCUUCCUUGCACGACCCUCUUCUCGAUGGUUCUCCUCCUCCUACUUCUCCUCUUCUGUUCAAAGAAAUAACACGUCAAGAGGAAGAGAAGAUGAAUGUGUUCAGUUUUGAGGCCGAGGAGAAAGGCAUGGAAGAAAGUGGUGGUAGAUUUGGUGUGGUUUUGGUUCAUGGAUUUGGGGGAGGAGUGUUUUCCUGGAGGCAUGUGAUGUCUCCACUGGCUCAUGAGCUUGGCUGUGCUGUCACUGCAUUUGAUAGGCCUGGUUGGGGAUUAACAGCCAGGCCACAUAUAAAUGAUUUGGAACAAAGACAGCUUCUCAAUCCUUACACGCUUGAAAACCAGGUAGAGAUGCUUCUUGCUUUCUGUCGUGAGAUGGGAUUCUCUUCGGUAGCAUUUGUUGGUCAUGAUGAUGGAGGUCUGCUUGCUCUGAAAGCUGCACAGAGAUUGUUGACAGCAAACGAUCCCAUCAAAGUUGUGGUCAGAGGAGUGGUUUUGCUAAAUGUAAGCUUGUCAAGGGAAGUCGUUCCAGCUUUUGCAAGAAUACUUCUGCACACAUCACUACGGAAGAAGCACCUCGUUCGCCCUCUUUUACGCACUGAGAUAGCUCAAGUAGUGAACCGUCGCGCUUGGUAUGAUCCUGCAAAGAUGACAACAGACGUCCUCAGACUAUACAAGGCCCCGCUACACGUAGAAGGCUGGGACGAGGCACUUCAUGAGAUAGGCAGACUCUCAUCUGAAACGGUGCUUGCACCUCAAAAUGCAGCUUCGCUUCUUAAGGAUGUGGAAAACCUGCCGGUAUUAGUCAUUGCUGGAGCUGAAGACGCGCUUGUCCCAUUGAAGUCAUCCCAAGCAAUGGCGUCUAAACUCCUAAACUCUAGACUAGUAGCAAUCUCAGGAUGUGGGCAUCUACCACACGAGGAGUGUCCCAAGGCGCUUCUUGCAGCUAUGUCUCCUUUCAUCACUAGACUUGUACUCAGGCCAGAUCUCCAGAGUCAAUAGCCAAAAUCACUUUCCUUUUUGGUCGUCCUCUUAGCUUUACAAUCAGACCCAAAACUUUGAGGUCCUGUUAGGGUGAAUUCAUCAUAGGAUUUGUUGUAACCUUUCGUCUCUUUGAGCGUGUUUCUUUUAUUAUUAUUCACUUAAACAUGAGUGUGGCACAAGUCUCUGUAAAUUAUUCGGUUUGGAAUAUAAUGUAAAAUGCUUUCGUUUGCAUUCA
Raphanus sativus (radish) is the source of this 2476-nucleotide messenger RNA. RefSeq lists its product as uncharacterized. The transcript has 6 exons. NCBI's taxonomy places the organism in Eukaryota, Viridiplantae, Streptophyta, Magnoliopsida, Brassicales, Brassicaceae. Bases 277 to 2259 code for a protein of 660 amino acids. The record is from RefSeq and is a predicted model, not a curated record.